AGCACGCCUCGGGGAUCCUCUCACCUCGGCACUCUCACCUUUUGCUUGCCGUCCAAGUUCACCGGAGGCGACCUCGUCAUACGACAAGAUGCUGCCCAGAUCAACGUGGACUGGGCAAAUCAGGUCCUUGAUACCGAAACCGGAGUCGGGUCCAUUGGCUGGUGUUUCCUCUACUCCGACUGUGAGCACGAGGUCUUGCCCGUAACAUCCGGAUCGCGCGUCACCCUGGCAUACGAUGUCUUCUACUACGAUCCUCCCGCUGUCCAGCCUGAAUUUGCAAUGGGAGAUCCCGCCAAGGGCUUCCUACUCGGAGAUAGCAGGGCCAAUGAGAUGUUGGCCUUGUUCUCGAGGUUGUUUGACCCGAAGAACGCAAAGAACUUCUUCCCCAGAGGCGCUACCCUUGGAUUCGGCCUCCGACACGCCUACGCGGGGGAUUGA
This is a messenger RNA of Filobasidium floriforme, 438 nucleotides long. RefSeq lists its product as uncharacterized. Lineage: Eukaryota; Fungi; Basidiomycota; Tremellomycetes; Filobasidiales; Filobasidiaceae. The transcript has a single exon. The annotation marks the transcript as partial. The record is from RefSeq and is a predicted model, not a curated record.